AUGAUAUCAGUAAAAGACGACAAGAAAAAGAAACGAUCAAAUAAGGGGAGAGUAUUCCAAUGUACAGGGUUCCCAGGGUGUAAUAUGGCAUUCACAAGGUCUGAACAUUUAGCUAGACACAAAAGGAAACACACAGGGGAAAGACCAUUCACAUGUCCAUUCUGUUCUAAGAACUUUUCCCGUUUGGACAAUUUAAGACAACAUAAAUCAACUGUUCAUGCUUACGAGAAUUAUUUAUCCAACAAAGACCAACCUGAUACUCCUAAAAAAAUUGAUAAUUUAAAAGCCGAAGAGAGUUAUUUCAUAUCACCACCAAAUUCUAAUAGUCCACAUCAAAACUACCCAUAUUUCCAAUAUUCAAAUAGUCCAUUACCACCAUUACCUUUAAAUAUGAUGCAACAUCCAAUGGUUGGUGUUAAUUAUAGUCAAAUACAGGGACAGAGUCAAAUACAGGGACAAGGUCAUAUACCGAAUCAGAAUCAAAUUCAAGGUCAAGGUCAACCACCAUUACAAAAUCAAAUGCUGCAUCUACAAACAAAUCGAGUCGGUCAUAACUAUCAAGUGUCUCAGGAAAAUCUUCAAAAUGCUCAAAAUCAAAACGGUCAAAGUAACGGCCACGGGGGUGUAAAUGUUCAAACACCAAAUGGUCAAGCUCAAGGACCAAAUAAUAAUCAAAACCCUCAUGUUCCACAAUCCCAAUCAGUUCCUUUAGAAUCUGAUCAUCAUGAUGAUUCCCUCAAAUUACCCAAUCAUGAAUUUAAACCAAAAAGAAGACCAAGACCACUUUCCCUUCAUCAUUCAUUCCAUACAGAAUCCCCAUUAUCGUCAUUAUCAUCAUCAGCUACUCCAACUUAUUCUCAUCAACCAAUUUAUACAGAAUUAAAAUCUGCACCCCCAGUACCAAUAUUUUCAUUUGCUCAACAAAUGAAUCAACCUUUAAGACCUUAUAAAUUUUUAAAUCCUAAAGGUGAAACUCCAAUAAUAUCCCCAUUAUCACCAUUAUUUCAUCAACAUCCACAAUAUCAGUAUCCUCAACAUCAACCAAAUUUACCCAAAUUAAAUCAUAAAACAUCAAAUAGCUCAGUUUCAAAUAUUUCUAAUAUUUCCAACAAUUCCAACACUUCCAAUAAUUCAUUCAAUUCAAUCAAUUCCACAAACUCCAUAUCCUUGCCACCAAUGCAUAAAGUAUCUAAUUCAUUAGAUAUCGAUACCGCUUCAACGACACCUUUGAAGAAAGAUAGUACUAAAGAUUGGCUUCGAGGAGUCUUGAAUGAAGAGAGUAAUUUGAAAAAGAAAACCAUUUCCACUAAUAUCCCCACUAAUAUCCCCACUGCCAUUAAUGAAAAUCUCAAUGAUACAAAUAAUAAUGAUAAGAAACCCACGAUAAAUAAUCUUUUGAGUCCAUAUCAUGAUGCUAAUUUUCCUAAUGAUGUUAAAUAA
Messenger RNA from Yamadazyma jaroonii, 1440 nucleotides. The record is from the annotation of a GenBank genome assembly. NCBI's taxonomy places the organism in Eukaryota, Fungi, Ascomycota, Pichiomycetes, Serinales, Debaryomycetaceae.